AAAAACUAUAUAAAGAAUGAAGAAAAUUCAAGAAUUGUUAGUUUGCAUUUGAAACUUUCAUAAAAAUAAUUACGAUAACAAAAUGUCACGUUUUGUUACUACCUUUUUUAUUGUGUUGGUGGUAUUUGCUGUCACAAUAGAUGUUGAAGCUGGUGGACGUUGCUCACCAGAUGAAGUUUGGUCUGAAUGUGGUAGACAAUUAAGUUGUCAAAGAACAUGUUAUAGAAGACAAGUUUGCUCGACGGAAUGUGAACCAGCUUGUAUGUGCCGAUCGGGUACUGUUAGAAGUUCCGAUUUUAAUAGAACAUGUGUAUUAAUACAAAAUUGUCCACAAUAAUUUCAAUAAUAAUUAUUAAAACAGUUGACGAG
Leptopilina heterotoma is the source of this 369-nucleotide messenger RNA. RefSeq names its product chymotrypsin inhibitor Ani s 6-like. Lineage: Eukaryota; Metazoa; Arthropoda; Insecta; Hymenoptera; Figitidae. The coding region runs from base 83 to 337 and encodes 84 amino acids. The record is from RefSeq and is a predicted model, not a curated record. The transcript has 3 exons.